Molecule: messenger RNA, 5444 nt
Organism: Diabrotica virgifera virgifera (western corn rootworm)
Lineage: Eukaryota; Metazoa; Arthropoda; Insecta; Coleoptera; Chrysomelidae
Gene: ZnT49B
Product: zinc transporter 9
Exons: 11
Coding region: 68-1873 (601 amino acids)
Biological process (GO): zinc ion transport; transmembrane transport
Cellular component (GO): membrane
Molecular function (GO): monoatomic cation transmembrane transporter activity
Source: RefSeq, a predicted model, not a curated record
AAAGAAUAGUUUUUAUUAAAAAUUGUCAACAAAUGGAUAACCUUAAAGUUUGACUAAUUUUUUUAAUAUGUUAAGCCGAAAUUGUGUAAUUCUUUCAAGACAUGUUUUAAAUCAGACGGUAAAUUUAUACGAAAAGAAUUGUUUUCAUCAAAAUGCUAAACAUCGAAUCUAUCUUCACAAAUUGGAUGGUAAAAAUGGUUGGCGUUCUAUAUCCUGGACAAAAGUAUUUUUUAAUGACCAAUCUUCAGACGACCUGAAAAGCAAAAACAAAAACCUUCAGAAUAAAAGUGAUAAAAAGACAAAGCCAGUACUGGAAGUAAUUUCACCGGAACUGACUGCAGUUAAAAAAGAAACAACAGUUGUACUGGAAAAUGUCAAAGAAAAGAGUCUUCAAUCUGAAAAUGAAGAAAAUCCCAAAAUAUUAUCUGCAGAUUCAAUUAAGAAGUUGAAAGAUAAAAUUAUUGGGAAAGGAGAAAAAGAAACAGAAAAAGCAAAAUCUCCACCUAAGAAAAGAAAGAGGAUUGAUCUGUCUGCUCAAUCCUUGGAAAGAAACUUCAUAACACCUGUGAAGGCUAUGUCUGAUUUUCUCCUAAAGCCAUCUGAUCUAGAAGUAUUACCAAAAACAAAAAGAAGGUCCCCUUAUGAGUCUGAACCACCAAUAACAGUCUAUUGGAGGAAAGAUGUCGAAGCCAAAGCAUUAGAAAUAUGGGGAACACAUGAAAAUCUUCAUAGGGAACUUUUAAAGAGGGAUAUUGAAAAGAAGAAAUAUCAACAAAAUAUUUUUACUGUCAAAAGAAGACUUAGAGAUUUCCGACGAGAAAUGGGAAAAUCUGCAGAUAUAAUAGAAGAUGAUGGUGGAUUGAUGGGAAGAUCUGGAAAAGUUGUUCUUACAGCAGUAGUUAUAAAUGGAACAAAUUUUUUAUUUAAGUUAUGUGCAUGGGUGUACACUGGUUCCCACAGUAUGUUCUCAGAAUGUAUUCAUUCUUUAGCAGAUACAAUCAACCAGCUUAUUUUAGCGUAUGGGAUUCACAAGUCUGUUCAGAUUGCAGAUUCCUACCAUCCAUAUGGCUACUCCAAUAUGAAGUAUGUAGCAUCAUUGAUUUCAGGUGUUGGAAUCUUUUGUGUAGGUACAGGAUUGUCAGUUUACCAUGGCAUAUCUGGCCUGCUUCAUCCAACUCCAUUGGAAGACUUCUUUUGGGCCUACUUCAUCUUAUGUGGUUCUCUAGUAUCGGAGGGUGCCACUUGGUUAGUUGCAUUUAAUUCAAUAAGAAAAGGUGCCAGAGAAGUCAAUAUGACUGUAAAGGAGUACAUUUUUAGAGGCCAAGAUCCUAGUGUAAAUGUUGUCUUGUUAGAAGACUUUGCCGCUGUGAUUGGAGUUAUAGUGGCUGCUGGUUGUAUGGGGGUGUCUUCUGUAACAAAUAGUCCUGUACCUGAUGCUUUAGGAUCACUACUUGUUGGGUGUAUUUUGGGCUCUGUAGCAUCUUUUAUAAUAUACACCAAUGUUGCAGCACUUGUAGGCAGAUCAAUACCAGAAGAAAAUUUAGAAAAAAUAAAUACCGAAUUGGAGAGGGAUAUUAUGAUUAGAGCAAUUCAUGACGUGAAAGGCAUUGAUAUGGGUAGUUACUUGGUACGAUACAAGGCAGAGCUAGAUUUUGAUGGAAGGGAAUUGACAAGAGCUUACUUAGAUAAGCUUGAACUAAAUGAACUAUUAGAGGAAAUUAAGGGAAUUGACAAUAUAGACAAACUAGAAGAAUUUAUGUUAAAACAUGGUGAAAAUAUUGUAGAUAUGAUGGGAGGUGAAAUUGAUCGAAUAGAAAUGAAACUGAGGAAAAAGCAUCCAGAAAUUCGGCAUUGUGAUCUAGAAAUACUUUAGUUAGAGCCAAGUUAUAAACAUCUUAAUUUUACUACAUAGGGGAGUCAAGAUAGAACGAAAACAUGCAUUGUUUCGGAAUAAUUCAAACAGGCUCAUAUUUUUCUAAAACUUUUUUUGUUAGUUUAUAUACAUGUUAAAGUAAAAAGUUCUACUCACAGACUUUGCCGCUAAUUGUUUAAACAAUAACAAUUGUUUUGUAUAAAUAAUUUUAAAAAUAUCGUUGAAUUCAUCAUUUUACUUUGAUCAAAUAUGUUUCUAUUUUGUUUUUGAUUAUCCUGAAUCCGAAUAUGGCAUUACAAUUCGAAAAUUCUUAUACAGUAGCUCUUAUACAGUAUGUCUGCGUAGCUAGGAUCCAUAUGGGAAACUUUUUUAUUAUCAAUUUUACGAAAAGAAAUUAUUCUCCAUAAAAUGGUCUGCAUAGCCUAAAAUCUAAAACUCAACCAUCAGAUAUCAAAUUUUAUCAAUUUUAUACGAGGUAUGUCAAAAAUAUGAAUUUCGAUAAAGAGUAAAGUACCUUUAUAUUCCAGAAUAAUAAAAAUUGUUAUUAUGAAAAGUUAUUUGGAAUUAAAACAAUGUUUUAAUAUACAAAUACAUCCUUCUAAUUAAAAAAAAUUAAAUUUUUUCUCAAAUUACGCGAUAUACAUCAUCAUUUUAUUACAUUUCUGAUAACCAUUUUAUUAUGUAAUUGAAGGAUUGAUUUUAUUAUGUAAGGAUGUAAUUGAACAUUAUUGAAACUUAGUUUUUAAUUCCAAACAAAUUUUCUUAAUAACAAUUUUCGAUAUUGUGAAAUUUAAAGGUACUUUACUCUUGAGUGAAAUUCAUAUUUUUUUAUAUACCUCGUAUAAAAUUAAUAAAAUUUGAUAUCUCAUGGUUGCAUCUUAGAUUCUAUACGAUGCAGAGUAUUUUAUAAAGAAUAACUUUUUUCGCAAAACUGAUAAUAAAAAAAUUAUCAAUAGGUUCCAAUUUACGCCGACAUACUGUAUAAGAGCACAAAAAAAAAUUUUUGUAACAUUUAUUAUUGUUGAAGCCUAUUAAUAAAUGUAUUUUAGGUAAGUUUUAAGCAGGUAAUUUUUAGUUUUUGUAUUACAUUUUUUUAUCUUUUUUAAUUUUCUCAAAAAGAAAUUGUUUAUUUCAUUUCUAAAGUAAAAUAAUUUAGUGCAUUUUAAAGAUUACAUCCUAAGCUUUAAAAAACACCUAUAAAAUUGUAAUAAAUCUGUUCAAACUUGAGUAAUAUCGUCUUAAAAUGGUAGUAAUUUUGUAAAACAAAAAAGUGUUCAAAAAUUACAUUUUUUGAGACGUCGUAUAAUUUGAAUUAAAUUUUUGAGAUUUUUUUUGAAAGGAACAUCGUUUAGUAAGAUGUUUGAAAGGUAAGUUGUGAUAAUUUGAGAGUUCUAUAAGUAAAAUCGUAUUAUUUCCACAUUUUUAAAUAAUUUUUAAACAAAAUUCAUGUAAGUCUCACUUUCCGCCCACACCUUACUUAUGCCCAUACAAUUUAUUUCUUUUCAUUAUAAACAUAAGAUAGCUUAACUGUUCUUCUUUCAUCUACAGUUUGUAAAAUUUCAUUUGAUCCAUUAGUUAAAGAAUUACGUUAAAAUAACUCAACCGUGCAUUUCUCCGAACGCUAGUUUACAGUGCGCCAAUGUUUGUGAGAAGGGUGACUUUAGCGUUACAAAUAAAAAAUUAUAGAAGCUAUAGAUUUAAUUUUAGAAAAAUCUUUGUACAUGGUGUCCAGAAACUCUACCGACAAACGAAGACAGGAGAUUCCUCCAAUAAUUUUAAGAUAUUUUAGCCCAAUUCACCUAGUCCGAAAAUGCUUCCUAAAGGAGCUAGAGCUCUUUGAAGAUGGCGUCUUGUACAUAGUUUUUCUUAAAUAACUCCAGAACGCUUCUAUUGAGAAAAACGAAAAUUGGUACACAUAUUUAUCUUCCAAAGAUAAAUCGACUCCAUGCAUUGCAAAUUUCUAGUACCAGUCAUAGGCGUCCGUUUUGGGUAGGGCAACAAUUGUUUUAUCGCAUAACUUUUUUAUCUUUAAUUUUUAAGCAUUUUUGACUAUGGAUUAUUAAAUUGUGAGAUAUUCUACAACUAAAAGGUACUCUUGUUUUAGGUCGAUAGGAUACACCGUUUUCUAGAAAAAUCGAUUUGAAAAUUUUUCUUUUUUUGAAUUUCCAAAAAAACUUUCAAAAAAAAAACUAUUUAGAAAUCUGAAAACUGGUACGUUUAUUUAUAUUUCAGAGAUGAAUCGAUUUCAUUAACUGCGAAUUUCUAGUACGGGUCAUAUGCGUCCGUUUUGGGUAGGUCAACGGUUAUUUUAUCGCAUAACAUUUUUGUCUUUAAUUUUUAAGCAUUUUUGACUCUAGAUUAUUAAGUUAUGAGGUAUUCUAGUACUAAAUGUUACUCUUGCUUUAAGUUGAUAAAAUACACCGUUUUUUUUGAAAAAUUUUUUCAAUUUUUAUUCAAAUUCAAAAAACGAAAAGUUUUCAAUUCGAUUUUUCUAGAAAACCGUAUGUCCUACGGACUUAAACCAAGAGUACCUUUUAGUACUAGAAUACCUCACAAUUGAAUAAUUCAGUGUCAAAAAUGACUAAAAGUUAAAGACAAAAAAGUUAUGUGAUAAAAUAACCGUUGCCCUACCCAAAACGGACGCCUAUGAUCGGUACUAGAAAUUGGCAAUGGAUGAAAUCGAUUUAUUCCUGGAAGAUAAAUAUACGUACCGAUUUUCGUUUUUCUAAAUUGAAGCGUUCUGGAGGUAUUUAAGAAUAACUAAUUACAAGAAGCCAUCUUCAAAGAGCUCUAGCUCCUUUAGAAGCAUUUUCGGACUAGGCGAAUUGAGCUAAAUUGUCUUAAAAUUAUCUGAAGAAUCUCCUGUCUUCGUUUGUCGGUAGAGUUUCUGGAGACCCUGUAUAAGGUUUUUUUUUAUACUCACCGGACACCGCACACAUCUUAUGGAAAAUAGAAUGUCACUCAAACUCAAUAAAAUUUAUAUGAAUAGAUUCGUUUCAAAUUAACGGUCAAUUCUUAUCAUUGCGCCCACUCUGUAUUUUCAAUAGUAAGAGCAGAAAUUGAUAUAAAUAAAUCUGAAAUCAAAUGGGUACGUACAUAAGUUAGAGAGAGAAAAAAUAUUUUAAAAUACCCAAAUUAUCGGUACUAUUAUACUGAAUUUUUUAAUGGUCAAGUCAGUUUUUUUCUAAAAUUUAUAUUUUCGGAUUUAUUUAAAAAAUCAUUUAAUUUCGCAGUUCAUUUGUUUAAUAAAAAAUGAAGCACCCACUUCUCGAGUAGAACUUUUUGAUAUGUUGUUUAUUAAACAUUUCUUAAUGAAAUUACAAAAAGUUCUAUCUUGUUUGAUUUUUUCCGAAGUGAAAUUCUAUAUGCACUCCCCUAACAGUAUUUUUGAACUUACAAUUUAAGCUUAUUGUGUCCUAACAGCUGUAGGUAGCUUCUAUCCAAACGUGUUUGUUCAAUGUGGUAAAAGUUCAAUGAUUCUUUCCUAUAUUUUUUUAAGUCAUAUUUAUUGCUCUUACGCCAAUAUUUAAUAGAGAUUAAGAAAAAAUAUGUGAAUAAAUUUUAAACACUU